Molecule: messenger RNA, 408 nt
Organism: Menidia menidia (Atlantic silverside)
Lineage: Eukaryota; Metazoa; Chordata; Actinopteri; Atheriniformes; Atherinopsidae
Source: the annotation of a GenBank genome assembly
AUGGGCUGGGGGGAGAAGGCCAUAGAGAUCCGCUCGGUGGAGACCGGCCACCUGGACGGAGUCUUCAUGCACAAGAGGGCCCAGAGACUCAAGUUUCUCUGUGAGAGAAACGACAAGGUUGGUUCCCCUUCCAGGAGUGAAAACUACUGUCUAAAUACCAUGAGAACAAACCAAAACAAGCUUUUUAAGCCUUUUUUGAGGCUUCUAGGUGAUGUCACCACCGCCAUCCGUGACGUUUUCUACACGCUACCGGAGCAGAUGAGUCUCAUUCGGGCGAAAAGGGGGCGAGUGUGCAACUCUGUGGCCUUCGCUGGCAUCACGGAAAGCGGAGACGCGUGUCGGUGUGACACAGCGUGCACGAGCGCCGCGUUGCGCAACAUCCGUUCGGCUCAAAAUAUGGAGUUGUGA